Stomoxys calcitrans (stable fly) is the source of this 1602-nucleotide messenger RNA. RefSeq names its product putative Dol-P-Glc:Glc(2)Man(9)GlcNAc(2)-PP-Dol alpha-1,2-glucosyltransferase (gene Alg10). The coding region runs from base 124 to 1476 and encodes 450 amino acids. Gene Ontology annotation, cellular component: endoplasmic reticulum. Lineage: Eukaryota; Metazoa; Arthropoda; Insecta; Diptera; Muscidae. The transcript is spliced from 5 exons. Gene Ontology annotation, biological process: protein N-linked glycosylation; dolichol-linked oligosaccharide biosynthetic process. Gene Ontology annotation, molecular function: dolichyl pyrophosphate Glc2Man9GlcNAc2 alpha-1,2-glucosyltransferase activity. The record is from RefSeq and is a predicted model, not a curated record.
AAGGGGUUGAAAAUGCCGGCUGCAGCUGUUGUUGUCUGGGCCGAAUUUUUGAAGUAAUGGAUAAAAAUUGAAUAGCUGCAUUUAAAAAAAAAGAAAAAAAUAACAAAGAUAAUUUGCCUUAAAAUGCAAUCGUAUGUUGCUCCUUUGCUAUUAGUGUUGCUGUUUGCGGCCUAUUCGUUGCCUUUGUUUCUGAGGGUGUUCUCCACCACACAAAUGGUAAUUGAUGAAGAGUUCCACAUACGACAAGGUCUACACUACUGCAGGAAAAACUUUAAACAGUGGGAUCCCAAGAUCACAACAUUCCCUGGCCUGUAUCUAGCCGCCUUGGUCUUGAUUCCCUUUGAAUUCUGUGAAGUUCUAGGCCUGCGUUUGAUUUCCCUCAUAGCUGCUGGAGUAAAUGUCUUAUUGAUGUAUUAUAUACGGCGCAGGAAUUUAGGGAAUGUACAAUCAUCUUUGGCGGCUUUGGAUGCCUUUACCAUAGCCUCGUUGCCACCGUUAUACUUCUUCAGUCAUGUCUAUUACUCAGAUACUUUGUCAUUGACCACAAUUUUGCUGUUCUAUAUAUUUUGGCAAAAAGGAAGUCAUCUUCAUGCCUCGGUAUAUGCGGCUGCUAGCGUUUUAAUGCGCCAGACUAAUGUUGUUUGGGUUGGCAUGGCUUUUGGUACUAUGGCCUUAGAUCUCGUUACUGUGAAAUAUGCUGAAUGUAAGCAAAUUUCACCAAAGGAUGUAAAGUUAUACAAGCCACAUGUUAUUUUGGAUAUCUUGAAACGCUUUGAACUAUUGUGCAAAUGCCUCUGGUAUAUAUUUACCCAAGGAUGUUUUUAUCUCAUCAUUAUACUUCCUUUUAUGGGGUUUGUGUAUCUAAACGGAUCCAUUGUUUUGGGAGAUAAAAGAGCUCACGAAGCCAGCAUACAUGUGCCACAGUUGUUCUAUUUUUCCAUCUUCUGUUUGAUUUUCGCCAGCUCAAAUACCAUCACCAAGGUAAAGGCCACAUUUCAAGCCCUUACGAACAAUACAAGUGAAAUGAUAAUGGUAACCAUAGUGUUUCUGCUAAUAGUUCGCUUCAAUACAUUGGUGCACCCAUAUCUCUUGGCUGAUAAUCGCCAUUAUAUUUUCUAUGUAUGGCAGCGUCUUUAUGGUCGCUAUUGGUGGUUUAAAUAUUGUAUGUGUCCUGUUUAUACCAUUGCCUUUAUGUUCGUACAUCAGGGUAUUAAGCAUUUGCGCUUCAAUUUUAAGUUGAUGUUUUGGUUAGCAACAGCCAUUGUCUUGUGUUUCCAACGCCUACUGGAAUUGCGUUAUUUCAUAAUUCCAUUUGUCAUAUUCCGCUUGAAUACUAGGCCAAAUCUAAAAUCCAGAAUGGCUCAAUGGGUAGAAUUGAGUUUCAACAUACUGCUGAAUGCAGUAACCUUUUAUGUAUUCUUUACCAAAGAAAUCAAAUGGAAUAAUUAUAAAGAACCCCAAAGGCUUAUUUGGUAAAACACAGAGGCACACAUAUACCGCCGACUGGACUUAAUUAUUCUAAUUUAUUUCAGUGCGCAAAUGUGUAAUUAAUUUAAAUUUUAACAUUAAGAGAUCUUAAUAAUAUUUUGUUUCGCUUCAGCA